UCAACUUGAUAGGCUAAAAAGGACGUUGCCGGUAAGCCCAGUUCCAGCUCUGGUGGAAAGAAGGCCAAGAAGAAGUGGUCUGCUAAGAAGGUCAAGGACAAGGCCAACAACUUGGUCAUGCUUGACAAGCCUACUUAUGACCGUUUGUUCAAGGAAGUUCCUACCUACAAGCUCAUCUCUCAAUCCGUCUUGGUUGAUCGUCUCAAGUUGAACGGUUCUUUGGCCCGUAUUGCCAUCCGUGAACUCGAAGCUCAAGGUUUGAUCAAGCCUAUCUCUCGCCACCAUGCUCAAAUCAUCUACACCCGUGCUACUGGUGAUGAAAAGAAGGCUGCUGACGAUGAGGAAUAAACUAAUUCUUAUUUUAUUCCAAUAAAUUAUAUAUACAUAUUUUAAG
Cokeromyces recurvatus is the source of this 394-nucleotide messenger RNA. Its product is annotated as ribosomal protein S25. Gene Ontology annotation, cellular component: cytosolic small ribosomal subunit. The record is from RefSeq and is a predicted model, not a curated record. Bases 118 to 348 code for a protein of 76 amino acids. The transcript is spliced from 2 exons. Lineage: Eukaryota; Fungi; Mucoromycota; Mucoromycetes; Mucorales; Mucoraceae. Gene Ontology annotation, molecular function: structural constituent of ribosome.